This is a messenger RNA of Lacerta agilis (Sand lizard), 1606 nucleotides long. Its product is annotated as oocyte zinc finger protein XlCOF6.1-like. Gene Ontology annotation, biological process: regulation of DNA-templated transcription. The record is from RefSeq and is a predicted model, not a curated record. NCBI's taxonomy places the organism in Eukaryota, Metazoa, Chordata, Lepidosauria, Squamata, Lacertidae. The transcript has 4 exons. Bases 158 to 1402 code for a protein of 414 amino acids.
GCACUCGAAGGGGGGAGAAUAGCAGCAAUAACUGAGCAGGGUGAAAUGUUUCUUUCUCUUUCAGGAUCUUUUGGUAUUUGAGGGGGUGGCUGUUUACUUCACUGGGGAGAAGUGGGUGCGGCUGGAUUCAGACCAAAGGACCCUGCACAGGGAGGUCAUGAAGAAAUGUGGGAUCAUGACCUCUCUAGGCAGUGAAAUAACAACAGCCAUCAGUUCAGGGCCACCUGUUCUUCAGGAUCGAAUGGGAACGGAUUCCAUGCAACCAGACAAGGGCCUGGUGACCUUUGAGGAUGUGGCUGUGUAUUUCAAUGAGGAGGAGCUGGCCAUGCUGGAUCCGCAUCAGAGAGACCUGCACAGGGAAGUCAUGGAGGAGAAUUUCUGGAACGUUUCCUCUCUGUCAUGUGAUAGACUCACGUGGAAGAGUGAGACUGAGCAAGAACCAUGUGGCGUGUCACUGAAAAGAGACAGAAGCAGAGAGAGUAAAGAGUGGAGGCGGAAAACGGAAGCAAAACAGAAGGGAAGGAAAAGUUCCAUGGUUUAUCAACCCUGUGACUUCCAGGAAAUCCCAACCCAAGACAAAAUGGCGGAAGGAAAAGAAAGGAAUAGGCAUCCCAUGUGCAAGAAGACCUUCGGUUUGAAACCAAGUUUUAAUGUUCAACGGAGAACGCAAACACUGGAGAAACCACUUCAGUGCUCCGAGUACGGAAAGGGCUUAAGCCGCCGUUCAGAACUCAGGACCCGUAAGAGAGUCCUCCUAGAGGAGAAAGCGUUUCACUGCUUGGAGUGUGGGAAGAACUUCAGUGGGCAUUCGAGCCUCAGGACCCACCAGAGAAUCCACAUAGGGGAGAAGCCGUUUCAGUGCUCCGAGUGCGGAAAGAGCUUCACUCAGAAAGUCAACCUCCAUUCCCAUCAGAAAAUCCACACGGGAGAAAAACCGUUCAGAUGCUCCGAGUGUGGAAAGAGCUUCAUCAAGAGCGCGGACCUCACACGGCACCAAAGGAUCCACACCGGGGAGAAACCCUACGCCUGCUCGGAGUGCGGCAUGAAUUUCCGCCACAAGUGGAACCUUACGAACCACCAGAGGCUGCACACGGGGGAGCAGCCCUUUAAAUGCGCUGAGUGCGGGAAGAGCUACGUCAACAGCACGAACCUCAUUUCACAUCAGAGAAGCCACACGGGGGAGAAGCCAUUUCGGUGCUUGGAGUGCGGGAACUGCUUCCGGAGGAACGGGGACCUCGCUAGGCACCAGAGGGUCCACACCGGGGAGAAGCCCUACAAGUGCUUGAUAUGUGGGAAAAGGUUCAGUCAGAACUCGAGCCUCCACGCCCACGAGAGGAGCCACACGGGAGAAACAGUACGGACGCUCGAGGUUUGGAAAGAGCUUUGGCCGGAGCAGGCCUAACACAACAUCGGAGAAUCCGCAUGGGAAUUUCACGUAGAAGUGUUGGAAGCAGGAACGUAAGGAAAGCCUGGCUGCUGGAUCAGGCCAGGAUCAGCAUCCUGUUCUCAAGGUGGCCAGCCUGUUGCUUGUGGGGAAACUGGCAAGCAGGAACCGAAUACAAGAGCAUUAUCCCCUCGUGCAGUUUCCAGAAAUUGGCAUUCAGCA